Molecule: messenger RNA, 1750 nt
Organism: Tribolium castaneum (red flour beetle)
Lineage: Eukaryota; Metazoa; Arthropoda; Insecta; Coleoptera; Tenebrionidae
Exons: 4
Coding region: 1-1734 (577 amino acids)
Biological process (GO): long-chain fatty acid metabolic process; fatty-acyl-CoA biosynthetic process
Cellular component (GO): mitochondrion
Molecular function (GO): long-chain fatty acid-CoA ligase activity
Source: RefSeq, a predicted model, not a curated record
AUGUACAUUAGGCAAGCAAUCUGCAAAUUAAAUAAAAUGUGUAGGCACAAAAGUGCGUUUUCAACACGAACAAAAUCAAACGAAACAAAUAUAAUAAAAUCGAAAUCGGCUGAUAUUCUAAUCCCUAAUCAACUAAUUCAUGAGUACAUGUGGGAACAUUUAGAUAAGUGGUAUGACAAAACCGCUGUGAUUUGUUUUGAUACAACGAAAUCUUACACUUUUGGUGAAAUUUACCACAAAAGCGUUGCUUUAGCUGGAGUUUUGCGUAAUAAAUUCCAAGUGAAUAAAGGAGACACUGUCGCCGUUGUACUACCAAAUGUACCAGACUUUCCUAUCGUUUUCUUAGGAACAAUUCAAGCUGGGCUUGUGGUCACUACAGUAAACCCUUAUUACACCCCAGAUGAAAUGGCCGCCCAACUCGCCGAUUCAGACUCGAAACUAAUUUUUACGACCAACGAACUCAUGCCAGUAAUAAAUAAAUGUACAAAAAUACUUAGGAGAUCAAUUCCGACCGUUUUUGAGAGCGAUAAUGUACCAAAUGAGUGUAUUAAAUUAAGCGAAUUGUGUGAUACUAGAAACAGUGAAAUAGCAGACUUUUUGAACCCUGAUGACGUUGCCCUUUUGCCCUACUCCAGCGGGACCACAGGUCUGUCUAAAGGAGUGCAACUUACUCACAAAAACGUCGUUUCGAAUUUAUACCAAAUGUCGUCGCCCGAUUUCGUCGUCAAUUUGGAGACUCGGGGCAAUUUCCAGGACGUAAUCCCAGUUUUCCUCCCUCUUUUCCACAUCUACGGAAUGGUAGGAAUUUUCCUCAAUUUCUUCGCCAAAGGUUGCAAACUGAUAAUGGUACCAACGUUCGUUGGGCCCCAAUUUAUCAAAAUCUUGCAGUUGUACCAACCAACUUUACUAUUCGCGGUCCCUCAAAUGAGUAAGAAUUUUUUUCGUUACCAAAUUUUCCUUCAUCGAUUUUUUCUAGUUGUUACAAUCUUGAACAACCCUAAAAUAAAAUACGACAAUUUGAAAAGUAUCCGAACGAUUAUUUCGGCUGCGGCCCCUCUUGGGGCAUCGGCAGUCGACGAGUUUAACAAAAAAUGCAAAAAUCGGAUUAAUUUGUUACAAAUGUACGGAAUGACCGAAACGUCGCCCUUGACGCUCAUGCAAACGGCAAAACUGCAAAACGGGGCGAAAGUCGGAGGCAGCGGCUUUGUAAUACCAAACACCGAAGUUAAAAUUAUUUCAAUCAGCGACAACUCUACCGCUUUAGGGCCAAACCAAUCCGGCGAGUUGGUAGUAAGAGGGCCACAAAACAUGAAGGGCUACCACAACAAUCCCACAGCGACGAAAAAAACCAUUCGAAACAAUUGGUUGCGGACUGGUGACAUCAGCUACUACGAUGAAGACCAACAUUUUUUUAUCACCGAUAGACUGAAAGAAUUGAUCAAAGUGAAAGGGUUUCAAGUAGCUCCAGCUGAGCUUGAGGAGAUCCUCAAAAGCCACCCAAGUGUUGAAGAUGCCGCUGUUGUGGGAAUCCCCCAUCCCGUGCAAGGGGAAGCCCCUAAAGCGUUCGUGGUCUUAAAGAAAGAAGUGAGACCAGAACUUUUGAAAGAAUUUGUUGCCUUAAAAGUCGCCAAUUAUAAAAGACUAGUGGGGGGAGUGGUAGUUCUGAAAAGAAUUCCCCGAAAUUGCGCGGGGAAAGUACUCAGAAAUGAAUUGAGGAAACUGAGCAAUAAAUAAUUACCUGUUUGUUUAA